AUGGCCGCCAGCGCACGAUCUCGGCCGAGGGCUGUCGAGAUUCACAUCCACGACGACCACUCCCACAAAGAGACGCCUUCGGGGACGGCAACAUCGGCUCUUGGCGAACUUCCGCUCAACAACAUACACAACCUCAAAUCCAGAUCCAGCAUCGAGUCCUUGGCUCAUCGACUGGACAAUUUCCACAUCUACAGUAGCGACAAGGAGAACAAAUCCCGUCUCACGGUUGAACCCGUUUCUCGAGUCCCAUCGGCGACACUGAUCCUUGACGAAAACAACCCGCUUGCCGUAGCCAGUCAGCGGCUCCCCAGCACCAAGGAGCAGCUGUCCAAACACCAGGAAGGUCAGUUUGAGUGGCUGCUUUCGAUUCCGGUAAAGUCAGCCGCCAAAGGACGCAGACCGCGCGGCGACUCUCACGACGAUGCGGAGCUGCACCAUGGCGAAAAGACGCUGUACUUCGGAUGCAAUCUUGUCCGCCGCCGGACUCAGUCAGGCGGCGUGCUUGAGAACGGCAAGUCAACUGACGUGUAUACCUUAUUAGCCACUCGUAUCAAGGGCGAGGAAGACUUCGCAAUGGCCAUUGAUGCUGAAAUCGCGAAGCUGCAGAGCACCACAGCUGAUCGACUCUGUCUGAGCGAUGCACCGAUGGCCGAGCACUACCUAGGCUCGGAUAUGCUCAAGAGUCCGGGGCUCGUCUUGGACGUCAAGGAGGUCGCCGAAGACUCCGAUGGCGAUGGCUCGCGGCCGUUGUCUCAAAUCGAGGAUUCAGGAGAGGCGCUCGAGAAGCUCGAAGAGGAGAUUGGGGCCCUCGGCCAGGUGGCACAGCUCGAACAGGUGCUCUCUCCCGAGGCUACCACACGGAACACUAACGGCUCUGGCGCAAAGCCGACGCCCAUGAAGGGAGCAACUUCAGGCAGAGCGGGUGCAACCCCGACCAGGGCUAGGACGGUUGAGCGCGCCUCUUCAGUGCACCGGCCCACUUCCACCGGGAAUGACGAGAAAACGGCGCCGGGAUCUGCCACGUCGUCCGCACGAAAGGUGCCUCGACCCACGAGCCUCCUCCCGCCGAAGCCGCCAGCCAAGUCUAGCAAGGCUCCCACAGUGCCUACUUUUGAGUUGCCGGGCGAGGCCGUGGCUCGUCGAUUGAAGGAACAGCGCGAGCAACGCCGCUCCCAGCAGGUCUCGUCGGAGCAAGCCGCCGCCCUGGCGGCCGCCUACUCCCCGUCCAAGCCACAUUUCAAAUCUACCAAACCGCCCACACGGCCAACCUUUGAGCUUCCCGGUGAGGCCAUCUCGCGCAAAAAGCGCGAAGAGCGCGAGGCCAAGCUCCGCGCCCAGGAAGAAGAAGAGCGCAAGCGGCGCGAGUUCAAGGCGCGCCCCAUCCGCGCCAGCCUCGUCCCAAACACCAUCCCGCGCGAGACACGCACGAGCCUGGUGCGGCAGAAGUCGCGCACAACCGAGGGCUCGUCCGACUCGGCCACGACAACCAUCACGCCCGUCUCCAAAAAGCGCCACUCGCUCGUAGGCGCCUCGGGCACUCCAGCAGCAACAACCUCUGCCACCUUCCAUUCGCGGGGCCGCAACCCAGACUCCACCAACAACGCCACCGCCACAACGAGCCGCCGCGCCCACUCGACGACUCCGUCGCAGGCUAGUAUCCAUUCGCGCAGCAGCGGCCGCAGCAAGCAGACGGGGGACGAAGUGGCAGCGGCGUCAGUGCCGCCGCACAAGCCGCUGCGCGGCAAGGAGGUGUAUGCCCGGGACAACGCGGUGCGGGAGGAGCGGGAGCGGGAGCGCCGCGAGCGCGAGCAGGCGGCGCGGGUGGCGCGCGAAAAGGCGGCCGAGCGCAGCAGGGAGAUGAGCCGGCUGUGGGCGGAGAAGCAGCGGCUCAAGAGGGAGAUGGAGAUGCGCACGGAGAAGAUGGCGGAGCAGGUGCCGGAAAGGGAGCGGGCGUGUUGA
This is a messenger RNA of Parathielavia appendiculata, 1959 nucleotides long. RefSeq lists its product as uncharacterized. Lineage: Eukaryota; Fungi; Ascomycota; Sordariomycetes; Sordariales; Chaetomiaceae. The coding region runs from base 1 to 1959 and encodes 652 amino acids. The record is from RefSeq and is a predicted model, not a curated record. The transcript is spliced from 2 exons.